This is a messenger RNA of Oncorhynchus masou masou (cherry salmon), 943 nucleotides long. RefSeq names its product adenosine 5'-monophosphoramidase HINT3-like. Gene Ontology annotation, molecular function: catalytic activity. The coding region runs from base 288 to 833 and encodes 181 amino acids. The record is from RefSeq and is a predicted model, not a curated record. Lineage: Eukaryota; Metazoa; Chordata; Actinopteri; Salmoniformes; Salmonidae. The transcript has 5 exons.
UUUCCGCGAAUUCGUAUUUUCACUCCUGAACAACAUGAUUUAAAAAAUAUUUUGGCAAAUGGCAAAGUCUACAAAACUCUGUCCACAGAUUUUAGUUCUGGGAACAGAAAACUGUAUUGAGAUCAAAUGUUUCAUCGAUGAGAAAAUGAGCAGAAGCGGAUGCUUCACAUUUAUACAUCAAGUAAAAUAUAUAUCUCAUUGUUCUAUCUGUGACAUUCCUGUUACGGAAGCGGUAAAUCAAAAACGGCUGCCAUCAGGAAAUAGAUAUCGGGAACCGGACCGGCUAAAUGGAGAACAGCGCAGGGGACACUGUACAACAACGCCACGAUGAUACACAAAGUAAUUUAUCCAGCGACAUGGAUGACACCUGCGUGUUCUGUAUGAUUUCUGAAAACCAAGACAAAGACACAGAAAUUGUUAAACAGGAUUCUGAACUAGUCUGCUUUCGGGACAUUAACCCCGCUGCACCACAUCACUACCUGGUUGUGCCAAAAAAACAUAUAGUGAGCUGCUUUUCUCUCUUUAAGGAGCACGUAAAGCUAGUUGAGAGGAUGGCUGAGAUGGGAAGGGCUGUGUUGCAGGAAAAUGGCAUUGUCAAUCCAAAUGACAUCAGGAUGGGGUUCCACAGACCUCCAUAUAUCUCUGUACCUCACCUCCACCUCCAUGUCCUCGCCCCGACAAGUGAGAUCACUGACGACAUGGCACACAAGUUCACACCAGGCACAAUGAGGUUCGUCACAGAGGAUUUAUUGCGCAGGACCCUGGUCAGUGGAGUGGAUCCAGAUCAUUAUCUGAUGCUGACAUGCAUCAGUGGGAGAGGGCUCUCUGAAUGAAAACAGACUAUACUAUCAAAGAAUAUCAAUACCUUUGUAUAUUAAGACAUCUGCUCCAUUUAUUUUUUUACUCUGAAAUUCACAAAAUAAUUAAUAAACCUGAUCAGUUC